CAAUCACACGUGGGGCAAGCAACUUUGAAUAUCUCAACCUAAAGCGAUAAAUGCUGAAAAAUAAUUCACAAACGUUUUAAUUAAAAUAAAAAUAUGGGUAAAAAGUCGGGAAUAUUUACCGAGGGACAGCAUGUGUUUGCUAAAGUGAAAGGAUAUUCUCCAUGGCCCGCAAAAAUUACAAAAGUGAUUGCGAAAAACCGGUAUCGAGUAUAUUUCUAUGGCACAGGAGAGACAGCGUCAGUGAAAAGUGAAGAUUUAGAUCUUUAUGAUGAACGUAACCGAGGACGUUUCAACACCGACCGCCAGCUGAAAAAAAGUGAUUACAAAGAAGCAGUUGAUCAAAUUGAGUCAGCUAUUAGUGGAAAUGAUCCAGCGCCAAUUUUACCAGAUGAUAAAUCAGUUAUAAAUCCUGAUUUUGAUGCUUCGAAUGAUCAUACAACAGAUAAUGACAAUUCAGCUGAUGAAUCUCAGUUGCAAAUUGCUGAAGAUAUUCCGAAAGCAACACCACAAGCAGUCAAAAAGUCGACUGUUGUAACACCAGCACCAAAGGUUGUGAAAGAAAAUCCGACACCAGAACCAGAAGUAAAUGAUGAAAAGGUCAGCAGAAGUGGACGAAAAAUCAAAGAGAAAAAAAUGAACUUAGAUGAAAUGGAUCCAGAUUUGAUGUUUUCGCCACCCCGAAAACGUUUAAAAAAUGAGGAUGUGAAACAAAAACCUGUAAUAACAGUUGCUGACUCGACUUCGAGUGUUGAAGAGUUCCGUGCCAGUAAGAAGCAUAUCCUUACCGAUCCUAUCAAGAAAAGUUUCCUUGAAAAUCAAUUUGAGAUGAUACAUUUAAUGCAAGGAAUCAAAUUGGCUUUAGGAUUGGAACAAGUUGAUGCGAAUCGCUCGAUUGAAUUGUUGGAUACAUUUAAAGAUAAAAUAUUGCCGAACAUCACAAAAAUUAUGUUGCUCAAAUAUCCAAACAUUGUUGUUACCGUCAAAAGGCUACGUAAAUAUAUCGGCAAUACAAAUUCAUGGAAAUGGGACGAAACACAAGUUAAGGAAUUUAAUGAAAAGGCAGAAAAAAUUCGUACAACAGCAUCAGCAAUUUAUGAAAGUUUCAGGAUUCUGUUUGAAGAUACUAAUGAAUCCAACUUUUGGAGCAAAUUUGCUGAAGAACAAAAAAUAUUUCAAGAAAAGUACAAUGCUUUAAGUUCAACAGAUUUAUUUGAAGGAAUUACUUACGAAGACCUCACCUCGUUCCUCAACAACGAUACACCAACAGAAACAGAUAAUAUCACAAAAACAGAAAUAUGUGAACCGAUAGAGUCUUACAUUUGUGGCAAUGCAUAUCUUUCAAAAGGACAAUUAAAAGUUCAUGAAAGAUCUCACACGAAGGAAAAAGCUUUUGUGUGUGGAGUAUGUGGUAAAGGAUUUAGUCAUCGUGAAAGUUUAGUUACACACAGCACAUUACACAGUGGAAUUAAACCUUAUAUGUGUGAAUGUUGUUCAGCAAAGUUUUCAUGUAUCGGAAAUCUCAUCAAGCACCGAAAAGUGCGGCCAACUUCUUGUGGUUUACCAAUUUAUACAAACAGAAAAAUAUUCAAACGUGCAGGAGUAAAAUGCAAAGGAGAUUUUCCUACAGUGAUAAUAAAUAAUGAUCUACAGACAACGUUUUCAGAACAGCAAAAUGAAAAUGUAGAAGAAAUCAUUUAUGAUCAGGAAUAUCAGGAAGCAUCAGAAAUGAUUGUCGAUCCUAUGACUGAUCAUCAAUAUGUGAGCAUAAAAACAUCGCUUGAUAUGGAUAUAAUCGAGGAGAAAAAGGAUCUUGAUGUUUUCGAUUAUAUUGGAUAUGAAAUCAAAAAUAUCGAAGAAAAGGAAAGAGAAGAACAGCAAAAGAAAGAUGCAAUUGAUUAUGAUAUUGAAAUUGAAUCUAAGGCCGAAGUUUUUCCAGAAACAGUAGAAGAAUUUGUUCAAGAUUUCAUCGCUCUCAAUCAAGAUUCUUAUUCUGAUGAUCAUUUGAAUAAUGAAGUCAUUGAAGACGAUGCAAUUGUAAUUGAAACUUAUGAAGAAAUUUUUGAAAGCGAACAACUUUACGAUGAAGAUAGUGAGUUAGCAGAAUACAUUGAAAUUGUCAAUGCAAGCAGCUUUCAAUGUAAGUUCUGUCCUAAAAUCUACCAGAAGAAAAACAUCACGAUAAAGCAUCUCAAAACCGAACAUCAAAUAGUCAUUCAAAAUUACAAUUACGAUAAUACAAAUCGCUAUCGGAAACCUCAAAAAGAACUCAUGUUUAAAUGCUUCUUCUGUCCAAAACGUUACACAAGCAUGAGACUGAUGGAACGACAUCAAAAAGUCCACGGACCCGAAGGUAAUCUCAUUCAUAAAUGCUCAUGCUGUGUAAAAUAUUUUGAAACAAAUGAAGAAAGAAAUUCUCAUCAAAUCAAUGAACAUGAAAAUAGACUUAAAUGCGAUGAAUGUAAUAAAAUUUUUGAGCAACCAGAUAAACUUGUAAGCCACAUGAAAUAUGCUCAUCUAGGAAAGAAAUUGUCUGUGAAAAAAUACAAUUUUGUAUGUCAACUUUGUGGUCGAAAUUUCAAUACGAAAGUUGCUUUAUCAGAUCAUGAACGUAGCAACUGCGGAAAGGCGCCACUUUAUCAAUGCAGUCAUUGCAAUAAGAAUUAUCAUUCCGCUGGAAGUUUGAAAUGUCACAUCACUGUCCAUACAAAUGAAUUAGAUUUCGAAUGUUCUUACUGUUCAAAGAAAUUCAGAACAAAAGGUCAAUUGACGGUUCACCUUCGAUCACACACGAAGGAGAAGAAUUUCAAGUGUUUACAUUGUCCGGCUGAAUUUAGUCACAGAGAAAGUUUGCUAACUCAUAACACAAUUCAUACGGGAAUCAAACGUUUUGAAUGCAGUUCUUGCGGAUCAAGGUUCUCAUGUAUUUCUAAUCUCCUUGCACAUCGAAAACGACACCGAAACACUUGUGGCGAUUCACAAGUUAAUAAAGUAAUCGAUGCUGAUAGAAGUGUCAAAAUCUACAAAAACGACACAUCGCCAGAAGAGUCAGACAUGAAUUUUGUGUAAAUUUAACUUUUAAAUUGAAUUUGUAUUAAAUUAAAUAAAUUUAUAAACUUAACUUGAAAUUUAGCAACAACUUCUUGACUGAAAAAAUAAAUAAUCAAGCAAAAAUCCAAGUCCUAAAAAUAAAGAUUUAAUUUUUGAAUCCAUAGUUGGGUCAGC
Messenger RNA from Clunio marinus, 3222 nucleotides. The record is from the annotation of a GenBank genome assembly. NCBI's taxonomy places the organism in Eukaryota, Metazoa, Arthropoda, Insecta, Diptera, Chironomidae.